Messenger RNA from Durio zibethinus, 3209 nucleotides. Lineage: Eukaryota; Viridiplantae; Streptophyta; Magnoliopsida; Malvales; Malvaceae. The record is from RefSeq and is a predicted model, not a curated record.
UUUUUUUUUUUGGUGGUUUUCAUUAGUUUGGUUGUAAAUUUUAGGUGUAUGAAAUUUGUGGGAAACUUCACUUGGUUUAAUGUAGGUUCUUAUCCAACAUCACUUGGACUUUCGUUAAUUGAAUGAUGACCCAAAGUUGUCUCUAAAUUCUGAGAAAAAUAAACUGUAAAUUGUUGUGAAGUUUAGUAUUUGAAAAAUGUUGUUAAGUUGCAUUGGAAUCAAUUUUUAGGUUCCUUUUCUUUUCAAUGUUUUUCAACUGCAAAAUAUUUGUGGGCUUUUAUCUAAUUGGCUGUUGAAAAUUAAAUUCAAGUUUGGAUAUGGGGGCAGAACACUGGAAAACUCGUAUUGAAAAUGAGAGUCCUGCAAGACUUUCAGCUCCACCAGGUUUUGCAUCUCUUUCGUCUUUCUUCUUGAAGAAGGUUGAACAUCGCGAGGAAAACUUGGGCUUCAAAGACUCGAAGGAUGCAUCCACACAAGGGAAACUGCAGGUAGAGGCCAAAUCUGACGUGAUUGAUGUUGAAAAGCUAAAGGAAUCUGUUGGGAAUAGACCGUGGAUACUUUAUGACAAGAGCGAUCAAAUUGCAAGGGAAUAUCAUUCCAUGCAACAUUAUAAGGCAACAGUAAUGCAGUAUCCUGGAGAAGCAAGAAGAGAUGUCCUUGAAGAGGCGCCUGUUUUUCACCCAUCUGAAGAGGAAUUCAAUGACGCACUAAAGUACAUUGAGAGCAUACGUCUUAAAGCCGAGCCAUAUGGAAUUUGUCGUGUUGUUCCUCCUCCUUCAUGGCAACCACCAUGCCUUAUUAAGGAAAAGGGCAUAUGGGAAAAUUCUACAUUUGUUACCCAGAUUCAACAGUUUGACAAGUUUCCAGCUCAGUCCGUGAGGAGCAAAACAGCUGAAGUUUAUACAGGUGCAAGUAAGAGAAGAAGCUCGGGAAUGAGUUUUCAGCAAGGGUUUAGGAGUGAAUACUCCAUGAAUCCUGAGGAUGUUGCAUGCUUAGAUAUGGAGCUCAAUGUGUCCAAACCUGGUCCAGAAUUUACCUUAAAAACAUUUAAGAAAUAUGCAGAUGAUUUCGUGCAGCACCAUUUUUUCUCCAAACAUAAGGAUGCGGAUCAUCAUGUCAAUUGCAAACAGGGGGAGCCAUCAGUGGAGAGUAUUGAGGGUGAAUAUAGAAAGAUUGUUGAGAAUCCCACUGGAGUAUUAGAGGUGCUAUAUGGCGACAAUUUGGAUACUAUAACUUUUGGCAGUGGAUUUCCAACAGCAUUAAAUUCUUGGGAAGUAGAUAAUUAUCCUAGUUACAUUCAUUCAAGCUGGAACUUAAAUAAUGUACCUAAGCUUCCAGGUUCUCUUCUUUCUUUUGAAAGUGAUAAGACUUCUGGUGUAUUAGUGCCUCAGCUACGUAUAGGAAUGUGCUUUUCAUCACAAUAUUGGAAAGUUGAAGAACACCAUUUAUACUCACUAUGUUACAUGCAUGUGGGUUCUCCAAAAAUUUGGCAUUGUGUCCCUGGGAGAUAUUCCUUCAAGUUUGAGGCUUUUAUGAAGAAGUUCCUUCCAGAUUCAAUAGCCAAACAGUUUAAGCUGCAUCAAGAAGUGACCACAGGACUUUCUCCGUUCAUGUUGAAGUCUGAGGGCGUACCUGUCUACCGUUGUAUUCAGUAUCCUAGGGAGUUUGUUCUGGUUUUUCCAGGAGCCUAUCAUUCAGCAUUUGAUUGUGGGUUUAAUGUUGUUGAGUCAGUUAAUUUUGCUCCUCUUGAUUGGCUACCUCAUGGGCAGAAUGCUGCAGCACUUUAUCAAGCACUGGGAAGAGAGACGUCAAUUUCCUUCAAUAAAUUGUUGAUUGAAGCUGCUAGAGAAGCUGUGAAGGCGCAGUGGGAGCUAUCUUUGUUAAAGAAGAACACCAUUGACAAUUUAAGGUGGAAAGGUGCCUGUGGAAAGAAUGGGAUCUUGACUGAAACACUGAAGUCAUGUGUCAAGCAGGAAGGUAAUAGAAGGGAAUACCUUUGUACCACCUCUCAGAAGAGGAAGGACAAAAACUUUAAUGCUACUGGCAAAAAGGAAUGUAGCAUAUGUUACUUUGAUUUGUACCUCUCAGCUGCACACUGUCCAUGUUCUGCUGAUAGAUAUUCAUGUUUAAAUCAUGCAAAGCGGCUUUGUUCUUGCACAUGGACUGACAAGAUUUUCCUAUACCAGUACGAAAUCAGCGAGUUAAAUAUUCUUGUUGAAGCAUUGGAAGGGAAAUUCAGUGCAGUGUAUAGAUGGGCUAGAGAGGACCUUAAUUUGGGUCUUCACUACUACAUUCCUAACGAAAAUUCAUGCACAAAAGAUAAAGGACAAAAAGAGCACACGUUCCAAGAUGCAGGAACAUGUUAUAGCAAUGGUUGGACUACUGCUUCUUCCAUCAAGGCAGAAAUAAAGGCCCGUCUACGGCAAUCACAAUACCUGAAUCAACUAAAAUCAGAAGAGAAGACAGUAUCAACUCCUUCCCUUCCAAGUGUGAGUCAAGAUGAUACUUCCAUGUUACUUAGAGAGAUGAUGUCAAAAGCUUUAUCAUCAAGUAAAAGCAUGUCAAGUUCCUCAGAAUCUGAGGAGACAGCAGACCUUAACCUUAAUGAUGGAGGAGAAGGACGCAUCUCAUCAACAUGCAGUUCGAGGCCUCCUAAUCGUCCUGAAAGAGAAGUCACAUUAUCAGAGCUUCUAAAAGAUAUUUCCCAUAAGCAUGGUAAAACAAAACAUUUUAAAUCAACUUCUAAAGGACUGCCUCUGAGCCAUCCAGCUUCUAAGAAACGAAAAAAGAAGUAAAUCUGAACUCGGCGCUACAACUAGCUUAGGCCUUGAUAAGAAGGGUCAAGCAUCCAGGCGGGUAUAUCUGCCAAUCAAAUGUACGUUGUACAGCUACAUUAGGACGUAGACAAAAUUGUCGUGAAUGAGAUAGAGCCAAUUAGCCUUUUGUUAUUUGCUUGCUGUGUUGCCUACCUUACUGCUCUCUGGAAUUUUUUCCUGUUGUAGAGUGGAGGAAAUUUUUUUCAACCAUAUUGUGUGGGUCAGAUUGCAAUUGUCUUUAGUAGGACAUGGACACUUUUUGGGAAGAAAGCCAGGUUAUUGACAUUGUUUUUGAACAAGUUUUGUUAAUAUACCUCAUAUGAUUGGAAAUUUUGAAUAUCUAUAGCCUCUUUUUUUUUUUCCUAUGAAAGUUGCUUGAUUAUGAAGCCUUGC